UAGAGUGAUGCAGCAGAAGUUGUGUUCCAGAAGUUCUGGCUCUUUCCUCUCGGAGAGGAACGGCCAGGCCUGCGGCUCCGUCACUUCCUGCGACCUCCCCUUCCGCUGCCCCCGCUGCGGCGAGCAGGAGCGCUUCCGCAGUCUGGCCUCGCUCCGCGCCCACCUGGAGUACCAACACUCAUACCGCUCGCCGGACGUGAUCACCGGCGGCUUCAGCAUCACCGGCAAACUCCCCGACCCGUUGACGGCGGCGAUCCCCUGGCACGACAUGAGCCUCCCGACCCGCAGGGGGCAGCACAGCUCGGGGCGGCCGCCUCACGUCCGCUCCCUCAGCGACAGCAGAGACAGCAGUUACCUCCACUCCUACAGCUCCGUGAGGAGACGCACCCAGAGCGUCGGGGUGGGGACGCAGGCCGACGAGGGGGAGGAGGAAGAGGAUGACGAAGAGGAAGGGGGGACAGAAGAUGAAGAUGUGGGAGAAGAGGAGGACGAGGAGGAGGCAGGUGAAGAGCGCGAUGGAGGUAGAAAUGAGGAGUGUCAAAACGUCACAAAAAAGUCAGACGCAGGCUACCAUCACCUCAACCACCAUCACCUCCCGUUCCCCCCUUUGGCUCCUGUAGGCCCCCCUCUAGACCCGGACCUGGACCUGGACCUGGUCGAGCAGACCUCGUACUCCGGUUUGGAGACGGCAGCAGCCUCGGCCGCCGUGCGUCGGAGACUGGCCAGCAUCCUGCGCGCGGCCGACAGCACCAUGCAGCGCCGGCUGGCCAAGGUGAGCACGGAGCUCGCCCAGACCGACACGGAGCUCCUGUGUGAGCGCGCUCACUCGCAGCACCUGGCCCAGGAGAGGCAGGAAGUUGCCGAGAGGGAGAGGUCACUGAGCCGGCAGGUGGACGUGGCGGUCAUGGUGAUCGCCGCGUUGAGGGAGCAGCUCAACGCCUCAGAGAAUGAGCUGGAACGACGAGAGAGGGAGGUGAUAACCAUCCAGAAGUUUCUGGAAGCAGCAGCGCGACAAGAGACGUGCGGUAAAGUUCGAAUCCAGCAGUUCAUCGAGAACCUGCUGAGACGCAUCGCUCUGGCCGAGAGACUGGUGGAGUAUUACCAGGUCAACAGCAGCCCGCAGCAGUGCAACCACUACAAGCACCAGCAGCCAACUGAUAAUGGACCUCACAAAAUCACUAAAAGCAGGUCAGCGGGAGGUCAGCUGUCCUCGUCCGGUCUGCAUGACAGCAGAAGCCGCUCCUCCUCUCAUUUCGGCGGCCGCCCACCGUUCUCCAAAACGGGCGGGGAACGGGAGCGUGAGCGGGAGCACCGGGAGCGGCUGGCCCAGUCCUCCAGGCUGUUCUGUCGACCCGAGCACAGAGACGACAUCUGGAACCACCAGCGCCGCCGGUCCGCCGGGUACGAGGCUUAGAACUGUGGAGAAGCACCAGGGAGAGGGAGUGUCAGUGGGUAAAACUUGAUUUAACAAUGACUUUGUUCCAGUGUGUUAACCUAUGGAAAAGUUCUGCACAUCCACAUCAAGCUGUUUUAGAACAGACGAUCUGCACUAUGAAGUGAUUAAUUCUCCAGUAAAAAGCUCGUAAAACAGCAAACUCUGUUAAUUAAGUCUGUUCAUUUUGAAAUGGCAUUUUGAAAUUUAUUUUUUAGGCAAUUAAUUAAUCAGAAACAGGAAAUCAAGUAAUUAUUUUGAUUAUUUUAAUUAUACUCUGCAUGGGAUGUUCACAAAUGGAGCAACUUAUUAUAGACUUAAUUUUGAAAAAAAAACCAAAAACAAGUUUCUAGUAUAAAAAAUCAUUACAUUACUUAUGCGUUCUGUAAAAUCAUUUCACAAAUCUUACAUUUAAUGUUUGUAUAGCGUGAGCGAAUAUAAUCGCUCCUCCUGAAUGAAUGCUUUUGCAGCUGUUCUUACUCCAUUAUUUUUAUACAUCAAACUAGGAAAACCAUAGAAAAUAAGAGAAUACUAUUUACUAAAUUUUAUUUACUAUUUUAUAAAUGAUAGCUGCUUGGCUUUGGGACAGCCUGAUCUCUAAUAAGAGAAUAAAAACUCAUUAUAGUAACUAUUACUGCGUUAUAACAGGGUUUAAGAACGUAAUGCAAUAACAAAUAUUACUGCAUGGCACAAUUGGCAUCAAGUUGUAAUCAAGUCUUUUUAUCUCCAACACUGUGUUAUUGCAUAUUUCAGACUUUUCCAUAGAUUAGAAUACUGAAAUAUACCAUUAUAAAGAGUCACACUGGACAGCGGGAUGCAAGUGUGGGUAAACUUUCAAUAUUCAAAUUAUAUAAACGAAUGACAGCUUC
This is a messenger RNA of Micropterus salmoides (largemouth bass), 2301 nucleotides long. RefSeq names its product zinc finger protein 365 (gene znf365). Lineage: Eukaryota; Metazoa; Chordata; Actinopteri; Centrarchiformes; Centrarchidae. Gene Ontology annotation, biological process: regulation of neuron projection development; telomere maintenance; regulation of DNA strand resection involved in replication fork processing. The record is from RefSeq and is a predicted model, not a curated record. Gene Ontology annotation, cellular component: centriolar satellite.